GGGCCAGCGACCGGGCCGGGGCCGCGAGUGGGCCUUGCCCGUCAAGCCGUGACCCGGGCGCGGCCGCGGGGGCGCUGCGCUCGGCCUCGGUGGGGCGUCCGUGCGGACGGAGGCCAGGGAGGAGGAGCGCUUGAACCCCGGACCCUGGCUCCGGGGCCAGCCUGCGGUGUCCGCGCCGCGUCAGCCCUCGAGCCGCGGGCUGGACCUCGAGCUGGGACGUGCGGGAGACCCACCCGGGGGACCGGGAGAUGCGGGCUCCUGGCCCGGCUCCCCGAGGGGUGCAGGCCGUGGAGACGCCCGAGAGUCUGCCUUUCUCUCCUCUUCCCACCCCCACACAGCUGAGGGAAGACAGCCCCAGGAUGAACCUCUGACCCCCAGUCCCAGAGUGGGCGCCCCUGGUCCAAGUGACAGUGGCCUGUCAUGGGGGCGCGCGCGGGGCGGUCGCUGCUCACUGCCGGCGGGUCAGUUCCGCUCCUGAGGAGGAAGGUGUCUGCGCACAAGCUUGGCGGGUACCUGGCCUUCAGAGCUUCACUGUGCUUGAUGGGGAAGCGUCCAUUCGGAAGGCAUAAGAAGAGCUCCUCCGUGACCUCCGCCAAGGCCGAGGUGAACGGCGUCCACCUGCACUACCUGCGGACCGGAGACGGAGAGCACACCGUCCUGCUGCUUCCGGGGAUGCUGGUCCAGUGUAGUUUCCUGCAGCCUGAAAGUGAACGUCGCUCAGUCGCGUCUGACUCUGCGACCCCAUGCACUAUACAGUCCAUGGAAUUCUCCAGGCCAGAGUACUGGAGCAGUGGAGAGACGGAUUUUGGACCUCAGAUUGAGAAGCUGAAUAAGAAGCUCUUCACGGUGGUUGCCUGGGACCCCCGAGGAUACGGACACUCCCGCCCCCCUGAUCGGGACUUCCCAGUGGACUUCUUUGAGCGGGAUGCAAAAGAUGCUGUUGAUCUGAUGAAGACGCUGAAGUUUAAGAAGGUCUCUUUGCUGGGGUGGAGCGACGGGGGGAUAACAGCCCUCAUCGCGGCCGCACGGUACCCCUCGUAUGUCAGCAAGAUGGUCAUCUGGGGGGCCAACGCCUACGUGACCGAGCAGGACACAGAGAUUUACCAGGGCAUCCGGGAUGUUUCUAAGUGGAGUGAGAGGACGAGAAAGCCUCUGGAAGCCCUCUAUGGAUUCGACUACUUUGCCAGGACCUGUGAAAAGUGGGUGGAUGGCAUAGAGCAAUUUAAGCAUCUUCCAGACGGGAGCAUCUGUCUGGACCUGCUCCCCCUGGUCCAGUGUCCCACCUUAAUUGUGCACGGCGAGAAGGAUCCCCUGGUCCCACGUUUCCAUGCCGACUUCUUACACAGACAUGUGAGAGGGUCACGGUUCCAUCUGAUGCCGGAAGGCAAGCACAACCUGCACCUACGCUUCGCAGACGAAUUCAACAAGCUGGCGGAAGACUUCCUCCAGUGACCAUGUCCCAGGAUGCGUGGUCUGGCGAGGUCUGGGCGUGCGGGCCCGCCCUCCGCUCAGCUGCCUGCCAGGCUCCCUGUGCUUCCCCCGACUGCUCCUCAUGCAGUACCACUGAGGACAUAGCAUCCUCUUUCAUAGCUGCAGAGCUUGAAUCUGACCUUUUCAUACUGGGGUUUUCUUCCAUUGCCUUAAAUAAAUCCCGUCGUGAUUUACUUUACUUUCAGG
Messenger RNA from Capra hircus (goat), 1677 nucleotides. It is a transcript of the gene BPHL, whose product is annotated as biphenyl hydrolase like. Lineage: Eukaryota; Metazoa; Chordata; Mammalia; Artiodactyla; Bovidae. The record is from RefSeq and is a predicted model, not a curated record. The coding region runs from base 421 to 1452 and encodes 343 amino acids. The transcript has 8 exons.